CCGGGACCGGUGACUCCCUCUGUCCGUCUCCGAGCCCCGCGGGCCCUGCCCCCCAGGAUGCGGAUCUCACACUUUCUGGCUUGCGGACUUUCACUGGCCCUGCUGUCCGUCCGGCUGGAGGCGAGACCCGCGGCGCAGCCCCAGCAGAAGCCCCCACGGAGCGCGCCGGGACACGAGCUGGCGGACAGCCUGGCCGCGGGCCCCGAGCGAGGGGAGACGGCGGGCGGUGGCGGCGGCGGCCGGGGCUCGGGCUCGCGGCUGCUGCGGGAGCUGCGCGCGGACACCAAGUCCCGGGCCGCCUGGGCCCGGCUGCUGCGCGACUACCCCGGCAAGCGGCGGCACAAGGGCGUCAGCAAGAAGGGCCUGUCCAAGGGCUGCUUCGGCCUCAAGCUGGACCGGAUCGGCUCCAUGAGCGGCCUGGGCUGCUAGAGCGGCGACACCUGGCGGCGGGCUUUGAAUACAUUCCCCACCCCCAUGGCCAUGCCUGGCCACUCCCCAGCCGACACCUAGAGGAGCAGAGAACACCGGAAAUGGGACAGACGACGUGGUUGUGUUUUUCUUUUCGGUACGAGGAGUCAUGGCACCAGCUGUUUUGGUUUUCUUAUUUUUUAAGAUUAAAAAGUUCUCUCUAUCUUAUAUAUUGUAUAUUCUAUACAAACACUCACCAGGACAAAGGACAGUGCUUUUCCAAAAGACUGAUGAAGCCAGCUGUAUAACAUUGCUGUUUGAAAACCCAUGUCAUGCAUAAAUGUAUUUAUGUUGUAAAGCUAUUUAUAUAUUGUUUAUAAAGAGAUAUUUAUAAAAAUUUUAUUUAUGGAACUAAAUGA
Gopherus evgoodei (Goodes thornscrub tortoise) is the source of this 827-nucleotide messenger RNA. It is a transcript of the gene NPPC, whose product is annotated as natriuretic peptide C. The transcript has 3 exons. The record is from RefSeq and is a predicted model, not a curated record. Gene Ontology annotation, molecular function: hormone activity; hormone receptor binding. Gene Ontology annotation, cellular component: extracellular region. Gene Ontology annotation, biological process: cGMP biosynthetic process; receptor guanylyl cyclase signaling pathway. Lineage: Eukaryota; Metazoa; Chordata; Testudines; Testudinidae. The coding region runs from base 58 to 429 and encodes 123 amino acids.